AUGAAGUGGCACCCCGACAAAAACCCUAACAACAAGAAAGAAGCUGAGGCCAAAUUCAAACAAAUCUCAGAGGCCUAUGACGUGUUGAGUGAUCCACAGAAGAGGGCUGUUUUCGAUCAGUUCGGGGAGGAAGGUCUCAAGGGGCAGGUUCCACCUCCCGGAGCCGGCGGUUUUUCCGGCGGAAGGGACGGAGGCGCCAGUUUCCGAUUCAAUCCACGCAGCGCGGACGAUAUAUUCUCGGAGUUUUUCGGGUUCUCGAGCCCGUUUGGCGAUAUGGGGAACAUGGCCGGCGGGUCGAGGGCGGGCUCGUCUGGGUUUUCGAGGAGUAUGUUUGGGGAUGAUUUAUUCGCCUCGUUUAGGAAUGCUGCCGGCGGGGGAGAAGGCGGCCCGAGCAUUCCAAGGAAGGCUCCUGCAAUUGAACGCAUGUUGCCUUGUAGUUUGGAAGAUCUGUACAAGGGGACUUCGAAAAAGAUGAAGAUUUCGCGAGAAAUUGCUGAUGCCAAUGGGAGACCCUCAACCACGGAGGAAAUCCUCACAAUCAACAUCAAACCCGGGUGGAAAAAGGGGACAAAAAUAACUUUUCCUGAAAAAGGGAACGAACAACGCGGCAUAAUACCCUCCGACCUCGUUUUCAUCAUCGACGAGAAGCCGCACAGUGUGUUCAAAAGGGAUGGCAAUGAUUUAAUAAUCACCCAAAAGAUCUCAUUGGUCGAGGCCUUGACCGGCUACACCGCACAAAUAACCACACUCGACGGGCGGAAUUUAACGGUACCUAUUAACACCAUCGUCAGUCCCAAUUAUGAAGAAGUCGUUAAAGGUGAGGGCAUGCCGAUUCCAAAAGAGCAGGGCAAAAAGGGGAAUUUGCGUAUGAAGUUCAAUAUAAAGUUCCCUAGCAGGCUUACCUCAGAACAGAAAACGGGCAUUAAACGGUUAUUAACAUCUUCACAGUAA
Striga hermonthica is the source of this 951-nucleotide messenger RNA. The record is from the annotation of a GenBank genome assembly. NCBI's taxonomy places the organism in Eukaryota, Viridiplantae, Streptophyta, Magnoliopsida, Lamiales, Orobanchaceae.